AUGUGCAUAGGAUUCCAGCCUUAGCAUCCCCACAUGCUCCCUGAACUCCCAAGGAUAUGGGCUCAGGAUGACUUCAGCCCUCUAUGCACAAAAACAGGUGAAGAAGCAUCCUCUUGUUCAUCUGAUCAACCUGUGUGCCUGGCCAGUUGGUCCAAUCUGCAGCAGUACACAGCUGAACCCCCAGAAAGAUGGUUCAAAGAGGGGAAGAUGGCAUCAGGUAACCCCAGGGAACUGGAUCCAGGAAGUCAGUCUGCACAAAUAGGAGAGGGCACUCUGGAAACUGAGUCCGUGUCACUGGCUGUAGGGGAAGGGUUCCCAAAUGAGAUUGCCCUCUCAUUUUCUGUCAAGAGUCGCUCGGGACAGGGCCUCAAUCCCCAGCUGCAGGAGACAGCAAGAAAGAAGCUGUGGGCCUUAGAAAAUGACGACAAAGAUGUUUGUGCUCUUUUCAAGGAGCUGUCAGCCCGGCUGGUUUGUAUCCAGGCACAGGACAGUCGCUUUCUACUCUCCUUCAGGACCAUAGAAGAAAUCUGGAAGUUUUCAACAUACUUAGCACUUGGCUAUGUGGGCUGCUGUUUGGAGCUUCUUCUCUUCACCCCUGAGUACUGGCUGAACUGUGCUCUGGUGGAGGAUACCGAGAUAACUGUUGCUCUAGAUGAGGAUCACAUGGCCACCAUGUACUUAGGUCUUCUGCUUCAGGAAGGAAACUUCUUUGCCAGGGUCGUGGUUGGUGUCCUGACAGAUGAAGAAGGGGAGGAUUUGAAGCUCUCCAAAAAUGAGCUUGUCCAUGUGAAAGACAUUGGGCAUGACACCAAAUGGGAAGGGACAUCUUUGUUGAAUGAUCAGAGGGGCCUGGUCCCUGUCACAGCCAUGGAACCAUUGCCCCAUCCUUUUUACCAGUGGUUCCUGAAGAACUAUCCAAUGAGCUGUGGCAUCUCCAAACAAAUCAGCGGACCUGGCUCUUUGCAAAUUGGCCAAGGGAGGUGCACCACUACAGAAGAUCACAGAGGGAGAGGAUGGGACGAGCUGAGCUUCUGCAAAGGGGACACCAUAGAGGUCACUGGCUUUCUCAUUCCAGGCCUCCAGUGGUUUAUAGGGAAAUCCACAACCAGCGGUGAAGUAGGCUUUGUCCAAACCAGAUGUGUGCAUCCUGAAACUUGUGAGCCGAUGCAAAAGAAUACAGUAUUUUUUAGUGAAGAAGAAAUCGCUUCCAUUCUGCAGGUUCCAUCCAACGGCAAUGAGACACAUUACAGUAAUCUUCUGGGUGAAUGGGCGCAAACAGACAUCACUUCUGUUUACAGGCUUGAUGGCUUUGAACCUGUGGCAAUGUACCCAAGAAUGCCAUCAGAUGCAGUUGUUCAGGGACUUAAGGAUGGCUGGAUGUUUGAGAGCUGGGGGAAGCAGGCUAGCAAUAGCUUGCCCACUCCUAGUGGUUCUGAAAAGUCCAGUCCUGUUGGUGACUCUUCACCUUCUACCCUGGAGCACUUACUUCUGCCAGAACCAGAUGACCUUGAUGACCCCAAGUUCUUUAUUGACCUGAACACUGGGCAUAUGGAGGACUCUGAUGUUUUUGACCCUAUCUUGACUUUUCUCAACCAAGAUGGCUAUGUGCCCCAUUUCCAAAGUCUCUAUGACCUCUCUUUUUCCUUCCUCAGUUCCACCUUCUAUGGCUUCUCCAGUGAGGAAGAGCUAGUCCUAUACCUAGAGACAUCCAGGAACUGGGCCAAGAGAGGUCACCUUGCUUGGGCUCACAUCCGGAUAUGCUUUCUCUUGGGCCGCCUCUGCACCAAGAAGGCCAAGUUCUCUCAGGCUCGAGUCUAUUUUGAGGAAGCCAUGAGUGCUAUUGACAGAGGUUUUGACGACCUGCCGCUGCUUGCCUCGCUGCACACGAACCUCGCUGCCAUUUACCUGAAGCAGAAGAUGAAGCAGAAGUUCUUGUCCAUGCUUGGGAAAGGGGUGGCCCUUCUGGCCUGCCUGCCUGGACACUGCUUCUGUUCUGAGAAUGAGCUUGAGGUCAUGAUGUACAUUCUGAGAGAAGCCAUCGCCAUGGGCAACAUUGCUUUGGAAGCUCGGGCCUGCCUUCUUGUGGUCAGGCUCUUCUUGCAGCUGGGCAAGUAUGAUGAGGUCCUGCCUUUCUCCGAACGCUUGCAGUUCCUGUGCUCCAGUGUCUCCAGCCAGGACUCCAGUGCACCCUCUUUGGACCUGAUGCCUCUCCUGACCUACCUCUAUGACAAGAAGUGCUUGCCGCAUGUUGCCUUGGCAUCUGCCAGGCUUUCCCCUCCCAGCCCUGUGAAAGGGGCACCAACACCCAUUUGGAAAGCUGGAUUCAUCCUUUCAAAUGCUUCUAAGCUCCUGGUGGUCCAAGACCGGAGAAGCAGAAGUAGUGUCCCUGCUUUGGCUUGCCUCUACCUGAGCUGUGCCUUGGCCUUCUGCCAUGAAAACGGAGCUGUGCCCAUGGAGAGAGCCCUUUGUGCAGUGUUAUCCAAAAUGUACCUCAAGCAUGGCAUGUUACAAGGAGCCGUUCAUUAUUCAAACAGGGCCGUUGCCCUUGGCAAAGUGAUGGGCGAAGAGGAAGCUUUUGAGUCCUCCCUUUCUUUGGGGUGGGUGUAUGCUUUGAGCAGCCAGCCAGAAAAAGCGUCGGAGAUCAUGUUGCGCCUCCUGCGUUCUCUGCGACAGACAGACAGCAUCACACAAGACGGGGUUGUCCACAACCUUCUGGCCAUCGCCCUUAAAGGAGAAGGGCAGGUGCAGAAGUCAGCAGAGAACUACUUGAGGGCCUUAAACAAAGCCCAGGAGACUGGCAACAGGUGGAACCAAGCCAUUGCCUUAUCCAACUUUGGGUGCUUGGCUGUCUCUUGCCAGGCAAGCCACCUAGCAGAAUGCUAUUUUCUCCAGGCUGUUAGGUUGUAUUUUGAACUGCAGGGUGGAGAUGAUGCACAGGUGGAGCUGGUGCAGAUUCUGCUGUGGUUGGCGCAGUGCCAGGUGGAGAUGCAUAAGACAGAUGAGAGCAAACUGUUUUAUGAACUCGCCUUGGCCGUUGCCUUGAAUACACGCAACAUUAUGAGUCAACUUCAGGUCACUGAGUCCAUCUGCCAUUUCUAUCGCAAAGUGCAGCCAAACACUGGGGCCUGCAUCAUCUACCAUGAACACCAACUCUUCCUAGCUCAGCAGCUCCAGGACAAAGAAAUGGAAGGGCAGCUUCUGCAGGACCUCAGCCACCUCUACCAGAGUCUACAGACAACCAGAUAUGUGAAACGGGCCCUGGAUUAUACCAAACAGAGUCUGAGAAUCUUCAUUGACCUGGAGGAAACGGUCAAAACAGCGCAGGCCUGGCUGCAGGCUGGAAGGCUUUACUAUCAAAUGCAAGAGGAUGAACUUGUGGAAAUGUAUUUGCAGGCAGCCAUACAGACGUCACUGAAAUCUGAAGAGCUGCAUUUGGCCAUGGAACUAUAUGAAGAGGCUGGUGAUGUCUUUUUCAAUGGGAUCCGGAACAGACAAAAGGCAGUGGACUAUUACAGGGGAGGAGCUGUCCCUUUGGCUAGGAAGCUGAAGGUGCUGCAGACUGAGUUGAGAGUGUUCAACAAGCUGACGGAGCUGCAGCUUGGACUCCAGAAUUAUGAGAAGGCUUUGGAAUUUGCUACCUUGGCAACCAGGCUCAGUGUGGAUGUAGGAGAUCAGUUGCAAGAAGUGGUUGCCUUUCACCGCCUGGCAACAGUGUACUAUUUUCUGCAAAUGUAUGAAAUGGCUGAGGACUGCUAUCUGAGGACACUCUCUCUGCGCUCACCAUUGUUGCAAGGUGCUCAGGAAGCUAUGUAUUAUUCCAAGGUUUACUGUCGCCUGGGAGAUUUGACCCUGCACAAACUAAAGGAUGAACACGAUGCAGCUAACUACUUCCUCUUGGCCUUGGCUGCUGCCACUGAGCUUGAUGACCAGGCUUGGGAAUGCAAGAUUCAGUCCAAGUUGGCACAAAUAUAUCAUGCUUCCCAGUCCGAUAAGAGCCCAAGGGGGUGGACCACGUAUCGGUCCCGGUGGCUGAGCGAAGGAAGACGUGAUGUAUGACAAAUCACCUUGUGGGACUCAAGAGCUCUCAGACCUCUGAACCAGAAGAAACGAAGCUCGUUUUUCUCACCUCACUGCCAAAGAGCUCUCAAGUGCCUCCUUGACUUUGAAGCGAAGGGGAGAAACACGUUCCGGCGCUUCACUCUCCCUGUGUUUUGAAAUUACUGAUGAGAAAACCUUAAUGUGUUGGGGGAUGGAUGCGCUUGCUCAUAGACUGACGCAAAGUGGAUAAAAGCCAGGUCCCUCGUGUUUUUAUAGCCUAAUAUUUAUCAGCAACACAUACGAAGAGAAUACUUCCAUCUAGACCUCAUUUAAUUAGAUACACACUGUGAAGGUGUUGCUUAAAGUGCAAAUUGAAAGCACAAGG
This is a messenger RNA of Lacerta agilis (Sand lizard), 4423 nucleotides long. It is a transcript of the gene SH3TC2, whose product is annotated as SH3 domain and tetratricopeptide repeats 2. The record is from RefSeq and is a predicted model, not a curated record. The coding region runs from base 34 to 4056 and encodes 1340 amino acids. Gene Ontology annotation, biological process: regulation of intracellular protein transport; regulation of ERBB signaling pathway. Gene Ontology annotation, molecular function: protein binding. NCBI's taxonomy places the organism in Eukaryota, Metazoa, Chordata, Lepidosauria, Squamata, Lacertidae. Gene Ontology annotation, cellular component: recycling endosome. The transcript is spliced from 18 exons.